AUGGCUGAAGAGAGUGGAGCUAGCAAGGAAUUGGGAUUUGGGGGAACUGGGCAUAUUGGGAGUUAUGUGGCGAAGGCAAGCGUUUCUUUGGGUCAUCCAACUUACGUUUAUUCAAGAGAUCUCACUCCAGAAACUCCUCCUCCUAAGAAGGAAAUCCUCCAACACUUUGAGUCCAUCGGAGUCAGCAUUGUUUAUGGAACAUUGGGGGAGCAAGAGAAGCUUGUUAGGGUUCUUCGGCAAGUGGAUGUUGUCAUUUGCACGUUUGCUUUUCCUCAGGUUGCUGAGCAAUUCAAGAUCAUUGACGCCAUCAAGAUUGCUGGAAAUAUUAAGAGAUUCAUUCCAGCGGAUUUCGGGCUUGAAGAGGAUAGAGUGAAGCCUUUAAAACCUUUCCAAGAAUUCCUUGACAAAAAGAGCGAAGUGAGAAGGGCUGUAAAAGAAGCUGGGAUCCCAUACACUUUUGUAUCUGCAAAUUUCUUGGGCGCUUAUUUUAUGAAUGGCUUGCUAUGCCCACAUGAUAAGCCAGACGAACUUGUUGUCUUCGGAUCUGGUGAUGUCAAAGUGGCUUAUGUCUAUGAAGAGGAUCUUGGUGCAUACACAGUCAAGGCUGCAGAUGACGCAAGAACACUUAACCGUAUCGUCAACUGUAGGCCACGAGCAAACAUAAUUACAGCACACGAGUUAUUUGCUCUGUGGGAGAAGAAGACUGGUCGAACUUUCAAAAAAGUUUAUGUCACUGCAGAGGACCUCGUCAAACAGGCUGAGACCUUACCAAAUCCAAAAAACAUAGGGCUGUCAAUCGUUCACACCGCAUUCGUGAAGGGUGAGUCGGUGAUCAACUUUGAAGCAGAGGAGAAGGAGAUUCUUGAAGCUUCGCAGCUCUAUCCAGAUCAUAAAUAUACUACAAUUGAUGAACUUCUUGACAUUAUGCUAACCAACCCCCCUAAGCCUUGGCACACUCCAUUGGGGUGAGUUGCUCAAGUUGAUGGGAGAAUUUGCUUGCAUAACACGUUUUAUUGUACUAAAACUAUGUUGGUCGUUAUGAUGUGUGCAAAACUUUUGGUGCGUUUGAAUUUGAUUUUUGUUUGGUCGUUAUG
Molecule: messenger RNA, 1094 nt
Organism: Morus notabilis
Lineage: Eukaryota; Viridiplantae; Streptophyta; Magnoliopsida; Rosales; Moraceae
Product: eugenol synthase 1
Exons: 5
Coding region: 1-969 (322 amino acids)
Molecular function (GO): oxidoreductase activity
Source: RefSeq, a predicted model, not a curated record